Messenger RNA from Trematosphaeria pertusa, 2452 nucleotides. Its product is annotated as glycoside hydrolase family 78 protein. Lineage: Eukaryota; Fungi; Ascomycota; Dothideomycetes; Pleosporales; Trematosphaeriaceae. Bases 382 to 2391 code for a protein of 669 amino acids. Gene Ontology annotation, biological process: carbohydrate metabolic process. The record is from RefSeq and is a predicted model, not a curated record. The transcript is spliced from 2 exons.
CUGGUUAGAAGGGCUGCCACAGCACUAGCCACCUGCCCCACAGUCCUCUGCACUUAGCGACGAGCAUAUGUACGACCACCGACAAGACCACGCCUUCUCCUACGACAUAUUUUCGCUUGCGAUAAGAUUAGCACAAGCAAGGGCUUUGCGGAGGAUGCAGCAAAGAUGACGUCAUUCCCAAAAUUCCAUCGGCAUAAACAUACCCCAAGCGAGUGCCGGGAGGACACCUGCAACCCGUUAACCCCGCGUUAUAACCCAUGUCCAUCCCCAUCGCACCCGUCCUUUCGGCAACCCUCUACCGAGCCUGCGAGUGCAACUUUAAGAUGGCCACGACCCGGUAUCUGGGACCUGCAGCUGCAGGUCCCAUGAACUUGCGCCAUCAUGAAGCGUGCUCUGCUGCUCGUUUGGGCUUCCCUCCUCCGCCUCCUCCCACGCGCCAACGCAGCAACAGCGUCAAACCCUUGGGACCCCUUUAUCUCUAGCCCAGCAGCUCGCCACGUCCAGCCAGUUGCCGUCCACGCUUCUUCCGGCCAUGUCACCAUCACAACCGCGGAGCAUGGCCAUCCUCACCUCUCCAUGGCUCCUGGUGACCAGGUGAGCUUCGAUUUCGGCGUCGAGGUGGGUGGAUGGAUCAGUCUCAACGCCAAUGCCAGCGCUGGCACACCCCAAUUCUCACUGGCGUUUGCCGAAUCCCCGUCCUUCGUUAGGUCCAUAUCGGACGACACUGGAGCAGUCCCAACGCAGGACUAUGACAAGGCCUUGAACGUCAGCCUUCCACGGGGGCCCAACUUCUACGUCUUGCCAAGGGAGAGAUUCCGUGGAGGAUUCAGAUUCCUGACGAUCUGCGCAUUUGAGCCCGUCACUAUAUCAAAUGUCACUUGUGAGAUCGGGUUCGCUCCAGGCGUCGGGAACUUGCGCGACUACUCCGGCCACUUUUAUACUCCCGACGACAACUUCUUGGUACGAACGUGGUAUGCAGGUGCAUACACGGUCCAGACUAACAUCGCGCCUCAGGAUACCGGUCGCUUCUUGCCGCAGGUCAAACCAGGUUGGGCCUACAAUGCGUCCCUAGGUGUGGCUGCGCCUAUUCUCGUGGAUGGGGCAAAACGCGAUCGAGCAGUGUGGCCGGGCGACCUUGGAAUUCAAGGGACCACUGCCUUUCUCGCCUUCGGUGCAGAUGGAUUGGUGGCCUUCGGGAACUCUCUAGACACGUCGUUCUAUUACCAAAACAAGACCACUGGCAGGUUCCCUUUUGCAGGCCCGGACACAGCUUCCUUUCGCUCCGGGAGUCAGAGCGAUACUUAUCACGCCUGGACUUUGAUCGCUAUGUACAACUAUGCUAUCUACACGGGCGACUCUGCAUGGCUCGCGCUACAUUGGUCAAACAUCACCAGGGGAAUCGACUUUAUUCUCGCAGCUCUUGAUAACUCUCAUGGGCUGCAUAAUCAGACCGCACCAAAUGACUGGGGUCGCCAGGGUGGCGGUGGCUACAACAGUGCCCUCAAUGCGCUCGAUUACCAUGCCCUGGUCUCUUUCGCCGGGCUCCCAUCGACUUGGACAAGCAAUACUAUCCUUCUAUCUCAAGGCGCGCAAUGGGCCGCAGCUGCGGGCCGCCUUAAAAGCUCCUACAAUGCACUCCUCUGGUCUUCACAAGAUUCACUCUACCGUGACAAUCAAUCCACCAUCCUCACGCCUCAAGACGGCAACGCCCUCGCCCUCCUAUACAACCUCACCAAUUCGCCAGGUCAAGCAUCGUCCCUCAGCGCCGCUCUCACUCGGUUCUGGAGUCCAAUUGGCCCGAUAACGCCUGAACUACCAGAUACGAUAUCUCCGUUUGUCACGGGACUCGAAGUUCUCGCGCACUUCUCCGCAGCCCAACCUUCCCGCGCAAUCGAACUGAUGCGGCUCACCUGGUCCCACCUUCUGGACUCUCCGCUCAUGACCGGCAGCACCCUCGCCGAAGGCAUCACAGCAAACGGUAGUCUAUAUUAUCGCGGGAACGCAGGCUAUAAUCAUGAUGCGGCUUAUACGAGCUUAAGUCACGGCUGGAGUUCGGGACCUACGCAAGCACUCAGCUUCCGGGUUGCCGGACUGGAAAUAGUUGGGUGGCGGAAAUGGAGAUUCCGACCGUUUCCUGGGAGCUUGAAGACGGUGCAAUCGGGGUUCGACAGCCCCCUCGGGGCUUUUGAAGUGGCUUGGACCGUGUCGGGCAAUGCGAACGGGAGCUUCAACUUUGAGGCUACCUUGACCACUCCGAUAGGCACCACGGGAUUGGUGCAGCUGCCGUGGGUCUGCGAAGGCGUAUUUAUGAAUGGGGAGCUAGUCAAGGAGACUGUUACGCAAAGAGGAGGUCGACAGAAGUUGACGGCUGUCUCGUGCUUAUACUUCUAACAGCUUGAACUCUAGUAGCUAUGCUAGAGUAUUUAGCGUAUUUUUAAAAACUGGUAGCCAC